AGUUUCUAAAGCUUCAAUCCCACCUCAAAGAAAUAAUCAACAGUGCUUCUCGAAUCCUUAUGUUAAGUCCGAGGACGGUGCGAUCACCAUUACGCGGGAACAAAAUCGGGCGCACUUGUUGGAGUCAUAAUUCAUUCUUAAUGCUGGCGGCAGAGAUGAUAAUGAGUAGUUGUAUAGAAGUACAUUCUGUGUAUGUACCUUCCAAUGGCUUGAUAUCAAGCCAUUGAUAGGUACAAGAAACUUUAUUAUCUGGUUGCAACCCCGUUUCCUGCGAGCAAAUAAGAUUAGAACAGUACAGCUUCGACACCGGCUCUUCAACAAAAUCGGGUUGCCAACAGUGAGCAACAGUGCCAGGACAAUCUGUUCCGGUUCCAGUGCCCUGUUGAUAGAUUUGAAAGUUCAAGCUAUCACAGAAAUUAGGUCACAGUAAUUAUCCGUCUUUCUCUUUUUCCACCACCGUCACGAGCAAAUGUACCCCCCUCGGCCUGCUUCUUCCACUCAGCUGGCUUCUGGGGCUGGAGGAUUUCGCAACCCAGAUGGCUCCCAAGAUCCAGAACGCGCAAUUCCUAGCAUGCCUCAACCUAGUCUUCAGCAUUCGACUUCUUCCUCUCAGUGGGACCUCCUUAAUGGCAUUAGGAAAUUUGAGCAUUCAUACGAGGAAUUUGACUCGAGGAACGCAAGCGAAAGUCAUCUUGUUUACGCAGAAGGAGAUCUUCCCAAAAACAAGUUCGCCAAAAUGUACAACUAUCUGCUGAACGUAUCCAUUGUGACUCGCUGGUUCCUCUUCAUUGUGCCUCCUCUUGCGCUAUUGUGGAUUCCUGGAAUUUUGGGUUUAACUACUUCUCCUAAUGCGACAGUCUGGGGCGUAAAGCUUAUGUGGUGGAGUAUUUGGCUGAGCGUAAUGUGGGGAGGCUGGUGGGUCGCGCUGGCUGCUGCUCGAAUACUUCCAUCCAUCAUUCGUUCCACAGUUGGUAUCGUUGCAGUUGGAACUCGCAAAUAUAUCGAUUGGGCCAGUGUACUUCAUCGUUAUGUGGCGCUGUUUGGAUGGACGCUAGCGAUGUGGAUCACAUGGAAUCCUCUUGUUGACACCCGCCAAGAAUCCACUGCGUCUAACAACGACAAGAGUAUCGUCAGUCUCAUUGCUAAACUGUUAUUUGGACUUUUUCUGUGCUCGGCCGUGCUCUUGUUCGAAAAGUUCUCUAUUCAGUGGAUUGCAGGCAAAUUCCACGAAAAAACCUACGCUGAGCGUAUCGCGGACCAAAAAUUCGCAGUCCGUUCGCUCGUUACCCUUUAUCGAAACUCUUCCGAUAUCCCAGGACGUUCAGAUACACUCAAAGCAUCACAUCUCAAGAAUAGUUCUGUCAAUCCUAAAAUGCUCUUCAAAAGAGCAAUCAAAGGUGUUCGUACCGCUGCAACUACAACCACCACUGCCCUUGGUAAUGUUGCGUCUGAGAUAGCUGGCAGUUCCGUGUUACAACCCAACUCGCCUCAAGCAGUGGUUAAAACCGCACUGGAAUCUGCAAAUAAAUCCCGCUUACUAGCUCGCCGUAUCUUCUACUCCUUCACUAAACCAGGAUCCGAAUACAUGUUCAUCGAAAAUAUUGCAAGGUAUUUCCCUACACCAGACGAGGCAGACUCUGUCUUCGCCCUUUUCGACAGAGAUGGAAAUGGCGACGCGUCAAUGGAAGAAAUCGAGAUUGCCUGUAUGGACUUCCAUCGUGAGCAAUUGUCGAUAGAACAUUCCAUGCAGGAUCUGGACAGUGCUGUUGGGCGACUUGACAAUAUUUUCAUGAGUCUCUAUGUCGUCGUCGCCGUGUUGAUCAUUGCCGUCGUUUUGGACGCUCAAUUUAGCACGCUCAUUACUUCUGUUGGAACAUUGGUCCUUGGCUUGAGUUGGCUUAUCGGCGGCAGUCUUACUGAGGUACUCACAAGCAUUAUCUUUCUAUUCAUCAAACAUCCUUUCGAUGUCGGUGAUAGAAUCGUUGUGGACAAGGUGGAAUACACUGUUAAAGAAAUUUCAUUGUUGUCUACAACCCUUCUCGACGGUGAUGGAGGACUAGUGCAAGCACCAAACAGCACUCUAAACGACGCGUUCAUUGAGAAUAUCAGACGGAGUCCCCAGAUGAGCGAGACAUUCUCUUUUUCGGUGGCGUAUAAGACAACGUUCGAAGACUUGGAGAAGUUGAGGACAAAGAUGCUCGAGUUCGUCCAGAAUGAGAGACGCGACUAUCUACCAAUUUUUGAUGUUGCUGUCAUUGACUUCCCUGAGCAGACAUCCAUGCUGUUAUCUGCUGAUAUUAAAUAUAAAAGCAACUCCCAACAAGGUGCUGUGAAAGCUAAACGUCGGAAUAAAUGGAUCUGCGCCCUUAAGCAAGCACUGGCAGACGUUGGAAUAUUCGGUCCUGCCGGAAAUCCUGAUGCCACUACCAAACCUAAGCAGUAUACUGAAGUUCCAUGGGAAGAAGUCAAGCAUGCUGAACAAAACAAAACAUCCCGACCCAUGCGUAUGCCAGCUCCCGCAGGAGGUUGGCGAUUGUCUGAAAAUAACCCUUCUCUUCGUGAUGACUCUGACAAUGUCUUCGACGACGACGCGGAUGAGCAGGUUAUGCGAAGCUCAUGGAGGUCGCCCACUGCGGAUUCUAUGCAUCAUUGAGCACACCCAGAAUGCAUCAUGCCGCGCCGAUGCCUUCGCAAUCUCAACUAGCAUAUGCCCCCGAAGCCAUCGAGCUGUCAGAGCGAAGAUGAUGGUUUCUACACUGGUGAUUUCUGGGUGAUAUAGUGGGUUAGUGCAGGUCGCUCUAGAAGAUCUACGAAUUUUCGGACGAUCUCGAUUUAGGACUUGAUAUAUACAUAU
Messenger RNA from Lentinula edodes (shiitake mushroom), 2854 nucleotides. RefSeq names its product Mechanosensitive ion channel-domain-containing protein. The coding region runs from base 470 to 2653 and encodes 727 amino acids. The record is from RefSeq and is a predicted model, not a curated record. Gene Ontology annotation, cellular component: membrane. Lineage: Eukaryota; Fungi; Basidiomycota; Agaricomycetes; Agaricales; Omphalotaceae. The transcript is spliced from 16 exons. Gene Ontology annotation, molecular function: calcium channel activity; calcium ion binding. Gene Ontology annotation, biological process: calcium ion transmembrane transport; intracellular calcium ion homeostasis.